UUGAACAGUGUUAAGUAUGAAACUUAACACUGUUUUAAGUUAGAAUUGAUUCUAAUGCAAAAUCAAAUCUAAUAGUCAUAGCCCGAACCUGUCAAACUUAACUAUAAGUCUCUAGAUUCAAUUUUGUCUCCUCCAAAAGUGGAACUCCUUGUGAGAUUGGCGUUGAUUAUAAAGUGCUAAUAAGGAGAUAGAAGACUUGUUUGAUGAAUAUUUGUGAUAGAGGCAAGAUACAAUGCUAGCUAGGGACAACUGUGUUUUGUCAUUUUAAAAAUUUCUUAAAAUGCUGAAUAUGUUUCGAAAGGUUGUAAAAGAGAAUAGCGAAGGAAAUAUUGAAUUUAUAUUGUAUCAUGUUUUUUAGUUGAAGUGAAAAUGAAACCAGAAAACAUGGAAAACAGAUCCUAAAUUAAGGUUUUUGCCAAUGUUUUAAAUAAUGGUCCGUGACCACGAUUUGGACUGUGACAUAGAGGUGUUUGAUAUGUCCAAAACAGCAGCCACAUUUGACCGUGGUUCUCCGAAAUAUUAAGCAUCACGACACCAUCACAACUGUUAUCACAACCACUAUCUUGGUUUACAUUUUGAAAAAAAAAUGGUUUUGAUUUCAUUUAUUUCAGGUUGAUGUUAAGGUAAACUGUUCUAUAUUGGUUCCUCAUUAUUGUCUUGCACUGUAAAAUCACACAGAAGAUUUCUCAGUAUCAUAUUCCAAAUUCAUUAUGCCAACUUGUUUCAUCCUUUUGAAACACUGUCCAUUAUUUAUGAUAGUUAAUCCUAUUGUUUUGUUCCUUCUACUUUCAUUAUUUCCUUGUCUAAAGAUGCUGCGACGAGAUAGAGAGUUGCUUGGUUCGAAUUCAAAGUAUCCUCGAGCCGUUGUUCUUUGUGCUUCAGAGGAGAAAGUUGAACAGUGUUUUAAUGCUGCAAGAUAUAUCAUCCAUAAUGCAGAAGUGAAGUCCGCAAAGAAUCGUGCUUCAUCAGAUACCGAAAAAUCAAAUUCCUCAAUUGGCUUGAUGAUUGGAACUCCUUAUGAGAUCCUUCAAUACAUUGAAGAGGGGACUAUUGUUCCUGCUGAAUUAAAAUACUUGGUAUUGGACGAAGCAGAUUCCAUGCUUGGUAGCAGCAACAUUGGUCCUGAAAUUAAUAAAAUUAUCAGACCAUUACAACAUAAUGAAUCAAAAUCCAGUGUCAAAAGAUUGCAAACGAUCAUGGCAAUUUCAACUAUAGCUGAGGUUUUGGGUGAAGAUUCGCCGAUUGUGAAAUGACUUGAGCGUGAUCAUGCCGGAAAUAUUUCUGCAUUGUCUGUGGAAAUGGAAGAAACAGAAGUUUUUCAUUUGACAGAGUCUCUGGAUGCUCUUAAGAAAAAUUGGAAGAAGCCAUGAAUUCCCUUUAGAAAUAACACUAACAUUUCGGUGUACAAUUUCUCUAGGUUUGUGUAAUAUUUUACUGUAAAUUACGAGUAAUAUAAUUAUAUUUUCGUACCGAA
Molecule: messenger RNA, 1474 nt
Organism: Medicago truncatula (barrel medic)
Lineage: Eukaryota; Viridiplantae; Streptophyta; Magnoliopsida; Fabales; Fabaceae
Product: DEAD-box ATP-dependent RNA helicase 39
Exons: 4
Coding region: 711-1253 (180 amino acids)
Molecular function (GO): nucleic acid binding; ATP binding
Source: RefSeq, a predicted model, not a curated record